Zerene cesonia (dogface butterfly) is the source of this 1993-nucleotide messenger RNA. RefSeq names its product peroxisomal membrane protein PEX13 (gene Pex13). Gene Ontology annotation, molecular function: protein binding. Gene Ontology annotation, cellular component: peroxisome; peroxisomal importomer complex; peroxisomal membrane. NCBI's taxonomy places the organism in Eukaryota, Metazoa, Arthropoda, Insecta, Lepidoptera, Pieridae. Gene Ontology annotation, biological process: protein import into peroxisome matrix, docking. Bases 201 to 1355 code for a protein of 384 amino acids. The record is from RefSeq and is a predicted model, not a curated record. The transcript is spliced from 5 exons.
CAUCAACAUUCCAUUUUGUGAGCGUUUUGUGCAAAGAGUAGUUAUUUCUACGGAUUUUGUAUUUGUACUAUUGAGUGUUCUGGAUUAUUUCCGAUUUCCUAUUGAUUUUUGUAAUAGGAAAUUUACUCGGAAAAUUGCCAAUCAAAUCAAGGAAAAUUCGACGAAGAAGAAGAGUGCAGUGUCCGAGACAGUUUAUAAUAAUGAGUGAACCAGGGAAACAUUUCGAAGUAAACUCUGACCCGACCUUAUCAAACGUUGGCGUAACGCGGAUUGUUGAUGCCCCAACAUUUAGAAAUGCUAUACCAUCUACGUCAACAGCGGUACUUGUGGGGCCACCAGUUCUACCACCGAGACCAGAUUUAGCUGUCCAGCCAAGUUACUCUAUGAAUAGCUAUGGAGGUCUUGGUGGGACUUAUGGAAUGGCUGGUUCUUACGGUAUGGGGGGGUACAGCAAUUACGGGUAUGGUGGAAUGGGGGGUUAUGGAAUGAAUUCUUAUGGCAUGGGAGGAAUGGGGCCUUACGCCAGUUAUAACAGGUACCCUGUUUAUGGGGACAUCGAAAAUAGAUUCAUACAACUGGCUGAGGAGAGAUCGCGGCCAGCUUUCGACUCCAUACAGAGUGUGGUAAACGCCGUUGGAAGUGUGGCUAUGAUGUUGGAAAACACAUUCUUUGCACUGACCAGUUCCUUCAGAGCUAUAUUGGGUGUCGCAGAGAACUUCGGCCGUCUGCGAACACUGUUCGCCCAGUUCUGGUCGACGUUCGCCGCGGUGCGUACACUCAACUGGUUGGUGCGGAAGCUGCUGGUGUUGCUCGGUAUCAGAACCGAGUGCGAGUUUAAGGCGUGGGCAGAGGCGGUGGCAGCCACGCAGAACGGGUCGGCGACGCCCGAGCAGAAGGCGAAGGGUUCGAGCUGGCCGAUCCUGCUGUUCUUCGGCGUGAUCGCCGCCGCGCCCUACAUCGUGCUCAAGAUGCUUAACGGCCUGUCGAAUAGCAUUCACGAGAGAUUGCAAGACCCGAACUCGUGGCAGAACCCGCUCCGCGCGGUGGCGCAGCACGACUUCCACGCGAGCUCCCCGCAGGAGCUCAGCUUCCGCCGCAACCAAGUGCUGACGCUCGCGCCGCAACACCUGCAGGGCCACCUCUGGAACUCGGGCUGGCUGAUGGCGACGGUGGACCGACAGUUCGCCGGCCUCGUGCCGGUUACCUACAUAAAAGUCAUCAAACCGGUGGAAAAGAACGAGCAGACGGCCGAAACGCAGAAGACGGUGGAAACGCUGAAGACGGAAACGCCGAAGGCGGAAAAUCAAAAGGUGGAAAGCGAAAAUCUCGAGAAACACUUACCGCAACAGGCGUAAGGUCGCUCUAGUCGGCUGUCACUGGAAUUGACGUUUGGUUUUUUUUUUUCGUUCGUUCGUUUUGACGUUCAGUGUCAAGCGGUCAAUGUCAAUGUGUAAUGGCGCGUAAUUAUGGGCUCGUUUUAUAUGUACUAUCAUAUCCAAAUAGUUUAAGGUUCUAUAAUAAUCACAGUAUAAUUAUUGAAUAAUCAGUGGUAAUCGGUGUCUAUAACGGUUAUUUACAUUUUAAUCUUGUUUUAAAAAUAAUAUUAAUAUGAUAAAAUCAAUUAAAUGAUAGCCAUUUAGUACAUCAAAACCAGUUACUAUACAAUCUAUAUAUUCACGAAAUUGGAUGCAAUUACAUUUCAUAUCAUAAUAAAAUAUAUUUAAGGACAAACUUAACAAAUAUAAAAAAAACGGCGAGUAAGAAGUGUCGCCUGUUUUUUAUGAUUGCAUUAAAGAAAAACCUAUCUUAUUCAUUUAUUUAUUUAUCAAGACACUUAUUAUAUUAUUAAGAUUUGUGCCAAUUAAAGUCGAAGUCAAAUGAUGUAAAGGGGAUGUGACUAAAAAUAUAAAUAUAUAUUAUUCUUCACCGAUGCCGUUCGGUAAACUUUCGCGGUAUAUUGUUUCAAUAAAUGCGAAUAAAGUCGUAUUAUCGC